Messenger RNA from Mercenaria mercenaria, 10833 nucleotides. Its product is annotated as membrane progestin receptor beta-like. Gene Ontology annotation, cellular component: membrane. The record is from RefSeq and is a predicted model, not a curated record. The transcript is spliced from 2 exons. Lineage: Eukaryota; Metazoa; Mollusca; Bivalvia; Venerida; Veneridae. The coding region runs from base 92 to 1135 and encodes 347 amino acids. Gene Ontology annotation, molecular function: signaling receptor activity.
UACCUUCCGGGGACGAAAUUUUUCCGGAGGCUCGGAGGAAGGACCGGUUUCCAAAUAUUUGGGAAAAUUUUGAUAUUAUUGAAACAACGAAAUGCCAAUUCAUAAAGUUAUCAAGAGGCUGCCACCAACAAGAACAAAGGCAGACAUUCCAGUCGUAUUCCAUGAGCCUCAUGUGGAGACCGGCUUCCGACCGAUACACCAGCCAUGGCAUUAUUACUUGCUUAGCCUGUUUCAGCGACACAACGAGUGCAUGAAUGCAUGGACACACUUAAUUGGAUGUGUAGUAGCCAUGGGGAGGAUCUACAAAAUUUCUUACGAGUUCAAUGCUUACAAUGACCCGUGGAUGUAUCCAAUGUUGGCUGGUUCCAUCACUAUGAUUUUGAUGUAUUUUUGCAGUUUUGCAGCACAUACCUUUCACAAUAAGUCGGAAAUAUUACACUACUCAUGCUUUUUCGUUGAUUAUGCUGGCAUCGGUAUUUAUGGACUAGGAAGUACAAUCAUACAUUACUUCUACUGUACACAUCCUGCGCUAGUCAACACACUACUUUACAAAAGUGCUGUGCCAGUGGCAGUGUUACUGUCCAUCAUGGUGUGUUUGUUUUGCAGUUAUUCAAAAACGAAAUAUUCUCGCCCAUACCCAUUUACCCGAAAGAUCUGGCAGCUGUCUUCCGUCCUGUCCAUAUAUUGCUGGCUGAUUAUACCUAUUGUACAUAGAAUGUAUUUGUACUAUGUUCGGCAAGAACGUCCCACUGAUGGUGCAGUACGCUGGGAUCAGAGUCUCGAGGACCAUACAAUACAAAUGAUCUGGUUUUUUACGUCGGGUUUCUUUUUUGGAUCUGAUAUACCUCAACGGUUCUUUCCAGGGAAGUUUGAUUUCCUCUUCCAUAGUCAUCAGAUAUUUCAUGUUUGUAUAAUGUUCAUGAACUUAAAGCAGAUUGAUGGCAUGUACACAGAUAUACACGAACAUUUAGAGAGCAUCAAGAUGUUUGAGGAUACACCUACUGUUUGGAAUACAUUUGGGGCUGUGUUCUUAGCGCUCACAGUCAACGCUUUUGUUAUUUAUAUUUUCUACAAUAAAGCAAAGGAAAGAAUUCAGAGAGAAUCUGCCAAAGAAAAGAACGGAGAGCUGAAAUAACUACAUGUAACAUUAUGUUUAAUGUUUGCACUCAUUUAAAUGUUAGAUUCUUAAGUUGUUUCUUAAAACUGAUAGAAAAUAUUUUAUAUUGAAAUUAAUUAAUUGUGAAGCUGUAGGAAAAUAUCAUAAAUUUUUUAAAUUGAAAGGUUUAAAAGUACUUGCCCCACAGAUGAGGUGAGCUUAUUCAGCAUGUUUAUUUCCACCAAGUUUGACAUAGAAUGUAUGUAUAUACGACACUGAAAAGUGAUAAAGUGAGUGAAAAUUAGUGUAAGAGAUUGGUAAAAUAAGCACGAAAAAUGUUGAUUUUCUCCAUAAUUUCAAAAGCUUUACAACAGUUUAUUCCCUGCUGCACAAUAUCUUUGGUAAUUUAUUAGGAUGUCUUGCAAAGUCCAUAUAUGUCAAUAAGUUAGUACUACUGGUCACUUUCAGUUUCACAGCACUCCAAUUUUACCGAUUUUUUGAGAGAAAAGUAUUUUUGCGUAAAAAGUGUUAACAAGCUGCUUUAAAUUAUUUCAUUAAGAAAUCCACAAUCAUGUUGUAUUGCAGAAAAUGUUUUUUAACAUUUGAAUAUCACUGUGCAUCAACCUAAUGAAUUCCAUUUUUGGCAGGUUUCUAAGAAACAGAUAUAUUUGUGUACUGUAAAGUUUUGUUAAUUUACCCACCAUAGAUCUGAUGUUUCUUACAUAGAUCUCUCAAAUAUUACACAUGUUAUUGUUGUUGAUGUUUCUGACAGGUUCAUUUUAUUGAUUGACAUCUGUUUUAACUGAUAUUAUUCAGAAUAUCCUGGAAACUUUUAUAAACAGGAUAACAUAAUCAAUUAUUUGUUUAUAUAUAUAUAAAGGAGACAGUUACUAUAUGGCAACCAGUUUCUCUUGUAUUAUCUAGCUAUUAGUUUAUUUGCAGUGACUUUUUUUUUCUUCAAUUUUUCAAAACAAUACUUUCUGUUGGUGAAAAUAUAGCUCAAUACAUGUCAAAAAGGGGAAUUCCAAAUAUGAAAACUAGUCAUUAGAAUUUCAAGAUAACACACAAAGUACCAAUUUGUAAGAACUGAUAUACUGAUAUCAAUGUACUUACGAAUUUGGUACCUGAUGAGAAACAGUGUUAUGUUAUAAUCAGUUGCAAGACAUAGAUUUGAAGUAAAAUGGGGGUAAUAGGGGUUGAAAAAUAUAUAAACACAGACUUUCGUAAAAUUAUUCACUACGCAUAUUACGGAAGGUUUCAUUUAAAUUCCAAGGGGAAAAUAUGACUUUUAAAGGAAAAUACAACAAUUUUAGGAGAUAUUAUAGACUAGGGGAAACAGCCUAUAUCCGGCUGUAAAAAAAUAGCAAAAAGAAAAAAACAACACUGAAUUGAUAUUAUAUAUAUUAGAAAGAGAAUAAGCAAAGUGCAAGUUUUUAUGCACAGGAUAUGAUGUAAUUUUUCUAGUAUCAUAAAUUAAUAUAUUUGAAUUUUUCAUUUACUCAUUUCUCAUUUAUAUAGCAAUUUUUUAUCAUUAUUUUUAGAAAAACUUUAUGUACACAUUGUUUUUUAGCUCACCUGUCACGUAGUGACAAGGUGAGCUUUUAUGAUCGUCCAACCGUCGUCCGUUCAUAAUUUCUUGUGAACACGAUAGAGACCACAUUUUGCAAUCAAUUUUAAUUAAACUUGCACACAACUUGUACUGGCAUAAUAUCUCGGUUCCUUUCGAAAGCUGGCCAGAUCCUUCAUGGGUUCCAGAGUAAUGGCCCCUUAAAUGGCUAAAAUUUGCUAUUUUGGCUUUUGCAGCCAUAUAGAGACUUCAUUUAUGGUUUGAUUUGAUACAAACUUGCAAAAUAUCUUUAACAACGAUAGAUCUUGGAUUCCAUGAGGAAUCCUUAAGAUCCAGUCAUAGGUUCCGGAGUUACGGCCCCAGAUUGACCCCUGAAAAAGCCAAACUUUGUUAAUUUUUACCUCGUGAACAUGAUAGAAGUGACAUUUUACAUUCGAUUUUAACUACAUUUGCACACGACUUGAGUCAGAAUAAGAUCUCGGUUCCUUUCGAAAACCGGCUAGAUUCCAUCAUGGGUUCUACAGUUACUGCCCCUGAAAGGCGCAAAAUUUUCUGUUUUGGCCCGUUCAGCCAUAUAGAGGUUUCAUUUAUGCUUUGAUUUGAUACAAACUUGCACAGAAUGUUUAUCUUGAUGAUCACUAGAACAAGUUUGAACUGGGUCAUGUGGGGUCAAAAACUAGGUCACCAGGUCGAAUCAAAGGAAAAGCUUGUUAACACCCUCGAGGCCACAUUUAUGACCCUGUCUUCAUGAAACUUGGUCAGAAUGUUUAUCUUGAUGAUUCCAAGGCUAAGUUUAACAGGUGAGCGAUAUAGGGUCAUCAUGACCCUCUUGUUCUGUUUUCAUGUUUGCUACUAUGUAGAUAAAAAAACUUUUGUAUUCAUGUUUCAAAGUUGAAUUGAUUAGUGGUACAUUGGUGUUUUACCAGUCAGGUAUUCAUAAUAUUGAAAAUCAAAAUUUAAUCUAAGUUAUGAUAAGUCCUGUGAAAAUGUUUCAUUUACUUUUAUGAGGCCAUAUUAUUUGUUGUUAUCAUUUCCUUGUUGUUGUGUCUGUAGAUACAGAUGCUAAACAUGACCUUGAGUUGUAUGUUUGGGCACUCCAUUUAUGAAGGCAGCUUUGCAUUUUGAUCACUAAAUUAAAUGUUUUAUACCUUUAGCUUGCUGGCGGCAAAUAAUUCUGUCUUUGCGACCAGUGCAGACCAAGAUCAGCCUGCACUGUUCACUAUUCAGUCAGUAAAUUUUCAGUGAACACCCCUUUGAAUAAUACGUGGUAAUGCCCGAAUUGAAUGAUGGACCAGUCCAUUUUAGAAAUAUAGCAGGGUAAAGGUUAAGUUUUCCCUUGAAGACCAUGUGCCAGUGGAACAUACUACAUAGAUAUCAGUAGAUAAAGUAAAUAUUGAAAUAUGAAAGAAAUAGUAAACAUAUGUUGCCAAAGAAAUGAAUAAGUUAUGUGAUAAGUUGCAUGGACCAAUGUUUUUGCUGUAGAAACUUACUUUAUUGAUCUCAGUGAAUUUCCAGAUUGAUGUACCUAAACAGAUGCAUGUUUUAUGACAGUUUUUAGCUCAUUUGGAUGAAAAGUUCAGGAUGAGCUAUUAGUAUAGGUGGAUGGUCUGGUGUAGGUCAACACUUUUCUGACAUCCUGCAUGAAAUUGUCAACAUAAGCAUUUACUACUGAAACUGCUGAUCAGAAUUACAACAAACGUUAUUUGGCAUGUACCUCUGAAGUUUUUUCCAAAGGUUCCACUCGACUGUAUUUAGGGACUGCAAGAGCUAAAAAUAGAAAAAACUUUAUUCGCAUGAACUGCUUGAUAGACCUUUAUAAAACUUUUGUCUUCAGCAUUAUAUGAACCUUUUUCAAGUUUACUGAAAUGGUUCACAUGACUGUUCUAAGUGUCUACUAGAGCUAAAGGUAGACAGAAACUUGAACUGACUUUUAACCUUGAAAUUACAUCAUUUCAUGAACUGCUUCAUAGAUGUGCCCUAAACUUGGUGAGAAGCAUCUCUCUACAUUGUUCAGAUUUUUCUACUAGCCUGCUUUUUAGGCCACUAUAGCCAAAAAAAAGGAAACCUUCAAAUGCCUUUUUCUAGUGAGUCACUAUAUGGAUCUUCACCAAACUUUGCUAGACUCAAGGUCAGAAGAUCAAGGUCGAGAUGCGACUUAUGGCCUUUAAGGCCCUCUUGAAUUUAUAAAUGUGUUGCUUUUUUUACUCCGUAAAAUAUUGAUGCACUUAAACAGGUGUUUGUUGUAUUCAGAAUAUGCUGAAACUGUUUAGUAAUUCCAUUGUGUCUAUAUACAUGUAUUGUCAGGUCAGUUGAACUGUUAACUCAGGCACCAUAUGUCAAAGAUGAUUGUUGUUUAUAAUGAUCUUUCAAGAGAAGGAUAUUCAAUCAAAAUUUUUAACUUCAUAUCUUGUAGAUUUUUUAGCCCACCAUCAUCAGAUGGUGGGCUAUUAAAAUCACUCUGCGUCCGUGGUCCGUCCGUCCGUUAACAAUUUCUCGUUAUCGCAUCUCCUCGGAAACUACUGGGGGGAUUUUAACCAAACUUUGUCAGAAUGAUGUAUUGGUACCCUAGUUGUGUCCCCCUGAAAAUCAGACUGGUUCAACAAUUUAUGAGUGAGUUAUGGCCCUUUGUUUAUUUCUAUAAUUUAUAUAGAUUUAUAUAGGGAAAAACUUUGAAAAUCUUCUUGUCCAAACCACAAAGCCUAGGGCUUUGAUGCUUGUAAUGUAGCAUCAUCUAGUAGUUCUCUACCAAGUUUGUUCAAAUUACCCUCCUAGGGUUAAAUAUGGCCCUGCCCCGGGGGUCACAUGGUUCAUAUAGACUUAUAUAGGGAAAAAUGUUCUUGUCAGUAACUACAACAUUCAAACUUGGACCACAUGUAUAUUUUUGAGUGGCAAGAUGAACUUUGACAUGAGUUGACCUUGAUUUUGACCUAGUGACCUACUUUCACAUUUCUGUAGCUACAGCCUUCAAAUUUGGACCACAUGCAUAAUUUUGUGCACUGGAAAAAACUUCGACCUUUAUUUUGACCUAGUGACCUACUUUCACAUUUUUGAAGGUACAGGCAUCAAAUUUGGACCAUAUGCAUAGUUUCGUGUUUCAAAAUGAAAUUUGACAUUGAUUUUGACCUGGUGACCUACUUUCACAUUUCUCAAGCUACAGCCUUCAAAUUUGGACUACAUGCAUAGUUUUGUGUACCGAAAAAAACUUUGACCUUGACAUUGACCUAGUGACCUACUUUCACAUUUUUGAAGGUACAGGCUUCAAAUUUGGACUACAUGCAUAGUUUUGUAUUCUGAAAUAAAAUUUGACCUUGAUUUUGACCUAGUGACCUACUUUUACAUUUCUCAAGCUACAGCCUUCAAAUUUGGACCACUUGCAUAGUUUUGUGUACUGAAAUGACCUUUGACCUUUACAUUGACCUAGUGACCUACUUUCACAUUUUUAAGGUACAGGCUUCAAAUUUGGACCACUUGCAUAGUUUUGUAUUCCGAAAUAAAAUUUGACCUUGAUUUUGACCCAGUGACCUACUUUUACAUUUCUCAAGCUACAGCCUUCAAAUUUGGACCACAUGCAUAGUUUUGUGUACCGAAACAAACUUUGACCUUUACAUUGACCUAGUGACCUAUUUCACAUUUUUGAAGGUACAGGCUUCAAAUUUGGACCACAUGCAUAGUUUUGUAUUACGAAGUAAAAUUUGACCUUGAUUUUGACCUAGUGACCUACUUUUACAUUUCUCAAGCUACAGCCUUCAAAUUUGGACAACUUGCAUAGUUUUGUGUACCAAAAUGAACUUUGACCUUAAGAUUGACCUAGUGACCUACUUUCACAUUUCUGUAGCUACAGGCUUCAAAUUUAGGACCACAUGCAUAGUUAAGUGUACCGAAACAAACUUUGACCUUGACAUUGACCUGGUGACCUACUUUCACAUUUUUGAAGGUACAGGCUUCAAAUUUGGACCACAUGCAUAGAUUUGUGUUGUGUACGGAAAUGAAAUUUGACCUUGAGCUAGUCAAUAAGUCUUGAAAUUUGGAACACUCAAAAAUGGCACAUUGGUGGGCGCCAAGAUCACUCUGUGAUCUCUUGUUUACAGAUGUUGUUAAGCUCAUCAUUUUUUGACGAGAGGUGAUGUAUAGAGGUGAAAUAAUCAGAUGGACACGAUUCCGUCUUUUAAAAAUGUACAGAAAUAUCACGUCAAAUCAUUCAUUGAUGUUGAUAUUCGUGCCAAUAUUUUUAAUUGUGAAUGACUUCAACCAUUAACAGUUUGAGAUUUUAAUCAAAGUUGUCACAACAUCCAAUAAAGAAUCUGUUGUAUUCAGAAUGGAAACAUACUGGACAGUCACAUGGUAUGAAUGUGAAGCACUGAUUGGUAGAGGAAAAAAGAUAUAUUGUAUAUUAUAAGUUGUUGUUAUUGAAAAUGUUUUAUAUGCUCUCCUGACAUCAUUUGUGUCACUUGCCAAUAAUAUUGCUGUCGAAUUUAGAUCAUAAUUUUGCUGAUUUUGUUUUUUCUAAUCAGAUUUAAUUAUUUAUUUUUCUCACCUAUUUUAACAUUUUGUUUUUAUUUGUUUGUUAUAUAUUUGUUUGUUAUAUAUGUUUCAUUACUACAGUCUGGCUGAGCCAGAAUGUUUUAAUUUAUAUAAUAUAGUGUAUUCAGAUGUGUGUGUGUAAUUAAUAUAUUUAUUGUUUGUGACAAACACUGUCCAUACCGUAAAAGUAUAAAAAGGAUACUGUUAGGUCAUUAACAAAGGCUUUUAAAAUACACGUUUGAGUUAGUCUGAUGCAUUUUCUAUUUGAAAUUUUUUAGAUAAAGCUUUUGUUGUCACCAUCCUGUGGAUGUCUGCAUCAAAGAAAGUUCAGCAGUAGGCCAAAUGCUUUCAAACUUCACAUUAUCAGAUGACAUGUUUUAUAGCUAUUAUGCAUACCACUUCUGACUUAAAAUUUUUUGUCAAAGUUUUACAUGUAAACAGGUUUCUCAGAAAACUACCUUGUUGAAUGCUUUCAAACUCCACACAAGUCUUUGGCAUCAUGAGGUGACCUGUGGGCGUAUAUUGUCCCGAUUUACAGAACCCUUGUUAAACAGAUAUGCAUAGAACUUACAUUAAAAGGCUGAUAUGUUGAUUUAUAUUGCUGCUGUAUAAAUAAUAUUGCUGGUUUUGUUAUUUUUUUGUUAUUUGUUAAUCAAAAAUGUCCCGAAUGUCUCUGUAUAACUGAAUCAAAACAAUAUAAGCAGUUCUAGCAGAUAUACUUGAUCUGAAUUGUGAUUCAGAUUUUGAUAGAUUAAAACUGAUUAAUUUGUUAAUCCCCCGCCAUGAGUGGUGGGGGGUUACUGUAUAGGAAUGGUCUCCCUCUGUCCGGCCGUCCUUCCGUCUGUACGUCCGUCCGUAACAAUUGUGUCUGCUCCAUAUAACUUAAACCCCUUGAAGGAUUUUCAUGAAACUUCGGUCAAAUGAUCAUUUCAUCAAGACGAUGUGCAGAACUCAUGAGUCAGCCAUUUCAGCUCAAGUUCAAGGUCACAACUCCAGGUCAAAGGUUUGAGCCUUCCAUUUUUGUUGGCUCUGUAUCUCCUAAACCCCUAAAAGGAUUUUCAUGAAACUUGGGUCAAAUGAUCACCUCAUCAAGACGAUGUGCAGAACUCAUGAAUCUGCCAUGUUGGCUCAAGGUCAAGGUCAAAACUCAAGGUCAAAGGUUUGAGGACUAUAAAAUAUACUUAACAACGUCAAUGCGUCCCAAUACCAUCAACCCUUUCACUAUCCAUAACAGUGGCGGGGGAUAUAGCUGUCUUUAAGACUGCCUUAUUAGCAUGUUACAUGCUUGUUUAAAAAAACUGGAUGUUUGAUAUUAUGUCUCUGUCUGCUGGUCUAUUCACACCUUGUCACAGUGAUUGAAUUUUUAUGUUUAUAUAUAUAACGAGCAUUUUCUGAUCAGGUUUUGCCUUGGUUCAAAUGGAAGAAAUUAAAGCAGAGUUAUUACCUCUUGACUGGAUAAUUUUGUGUGUUAGUAAGUUGUCCACUCUGCAUACCUGGUGUUUUAAAAACGAUUGGUUCUAGUGAACUGAAUAUGGCUUUUGACACUUAAUAAUUAAGGAGUAUAUUAAUUGACUGUAUAUUAAUAUAAUAAUAGAAUAUAAUAAUAAUACAACAUAAUGUAAAGUCUAAAUUUGAUACAGACUGUCCAGCAUCCCUAAAAUUUGGCUAAAAUUGCUAGAAAAAAUGAAAAAUCAGAGCAAAUUCCUAAAAAUGCCAUACUUUUUUCCCCUAAAUUCCAGUCUUUCAAUAUAAAAUUGAAGUUUGGGAAGUACAUAAUGCUAAAUAUGUUUAAAUGUGGUUUUAUUAGAUCUUCAGUGCAAGCAGUUUUAUCCAGUUAUAGACAACUGACCAGUGGUUCCAUGAGUUCAGUGUGUUAUUGGCUGUGACUGGAUGACAGAAGGUCUAUAUUUUACAGUAAAAAUUUCUUAAUUUUAGCCUGAAAAUAUCUAAGAAAUUGUAACAAAUUUCUUAUUUUAGCCCUAGUGUUUGUUUAAAAUUGCCUUUAAAUUGCCCUAAGUGCGGAACGGCCUGUUGAUAGGAAAGUGUGUAUAGUGUUAAAUAAUCAGAAAAAAAUGUCUUGAAGGAUAUAAGAAGGAAAUUUAAAGCAGCUUUAGGUGUUUUGAAUAUAAAUGUAAUUGAUGCUACUUAUUAGGAAAGUAGUGUAAUAUAAGCAAAUGAAUUUGAUUAAGAAUUUAUACAAAAUCAGGAAAAUGAGUAACAUAAGUCAUUUUUAUCAACUGGUAUAUUUAUACAAAUUAGUUGAUUUCCUUUGAAGUUUUCAUAUCAACAUGUGAAAAGUAUCAAACUCUAUUCUAGUUUAAACACUUUUACUUUGUAUUCUUAAUCAAAUGCGCGACUUUUUGUUUAGCACUUUAAACAGUGAGCAGUAUAUUCAAAAUAUGCUUUGUAAUGUUUAAUAAAUAUCUGAAUCAUGAGUUUGAUAUUUAUUGAUCACACAGUGAUUUUACAAAAAAGAGGACAAGAAACUGAUCUUUUGAUUUAUGUGAGGUAUUUAUUAUCACUCAUAAUUGCAUUUUAUUGCCUAAAAUGUUUUUAUCAAAAACAAUCUAAUUUUGUAAUUUCCUCCCUACAGCAAAGGUGCAUUUAUCUGUUCAUCACAUGAAUGCUUAGUGUUCCGGUAUGAUAAAAAUAUUAGUCCUGUUAUAGGUGAUUAAUUUAUCACAUUUAAUGAACUCAAAAGAGAUGUCUUUGACUGGAGCUGUUCCAACAUGCAUGGUGAACGUUUAAAUAUUUGGCAACAAUAUGUCAUAUUUCUCCACAUUUUAGUUUAUACUAAUUUGUUUUAGCUCGAUUGUGAUGAAAGCUUCAAGCUUAUUGUAGCCACUCUCGAGUCUGCUUCCUGGAAAAACCAGUACUGGUGUCAUAUGAGAAGUAUUGGUCAUGACCCCAGUGGGGCUCGAACCCACGACCCCCAGGAUUGAGCGGCGGGCAAUUAUCCGCUAGACCACCGCUCUCUUUGUUACAGUAUUUUAUAGAAAUCCAGAUUUAUUUGAUUUCCAGUGUUUUUGAAACUUAUUUUUCAGGGAACACCAUCAUGACUUCUAUGUUGUAAAAAAAUGAAAUGACUGUUGUUUUUUCAAUGAAAGUUACGUCAGUAAUUUAGUAUUUGUUGUGAAAGACUACAUCUCCAGUUGAACAUAAAAGAUCUGCGAGAUAUAUACCUAUAUAUGAGCCGUGCCAUGAGAAAACCAACAUAGUGGGUUUGCGACCAGCAUGGAUCCAGACCAGCCUGCGCAUCUGCGCAGUCUGGUCAGGCUCCAUGCUGUUCGCUUUUAAAGCCUAUUGGAAUUGGAGAAACUACUAGCAAACAGCAUGGAUCCUGACCAGACUGCGCGGAUGCGCAGGCUGGUCUGGAUCCAUGCUGGUUGCAAAGCCACUAUGUUGGUUUUCUCAUGGCACAGCUCAUAUUAUUUGUUUCUGUUGAAUGCAAUAUGAUUUUUUUUAUUUCUUAUUUAUUUAAACUUGAAGUUAUUUUAUAAAAAUGAUCUUUCUUUUUAUAAUAAUUACAAAAUGUUAAUUUUCUACAUUUUUACUUGUUGAAACUUUUGAACUACUGUUGUAUAUCGUUGUAUAUUGAAAAUAGAUAUGUGUGAUCUGUUAUUGUGAAAUAAAACACAGAACAAUUAAA